AUGAAAUCCAUCCAGGCUUUUUGCAUGCUGCUUAUCUGCCCAGCUUUGAGUCUCAACACCAGACAAGGCUAUGAUGGGCUGGAAAAGAAGCUAAAGGAAGUCUUCACCGAAAGAAGCAGCAUCUUGCACCAACUCUCCAAGACAUCCAAGGAGCUGGACAGCAUAAAAGGCAACAUUCAGUCAUUGAAAAACGAUGACUCAGUCGCCAAGAAGGACGUGCAAAGGAUUUUGGAGCUCAGCCACAAACAGAGAGACGAGAUGAAGUCCCUCCAGGCUGCCUUGCAGAAGCAGCUGGAUGAGGCAAACGACAGAGCCGAGAAGCAGCAAGCCACAGUUAAACUGAUCAAAGCGGAGAUGGAAAAGAAAACCAAAAUCAUUAAGGAUUUACAACAAGAGAACAAGAGCUUGAAGAAUAAACUCUUGUCAGGGAACAAGCUUUGUGAUGCUCAUGCUGAAGAGUCCAAAAAAAUCCAGGCUCAACUGAAAGAACUACGGUAUGGAAAAAAGGAUUUAAUUUUUAAGGGGCAGCAGCUAAUGGACUUGGAACACAAGUUAACCAUCGCUAAGGAAGAAUUGGAGAAGACUGCACUUGACAAGGAGUCUCAGCUGAAGGCACUAAAGGACACCGUUCACAUCUGCUUCUCAGCUGUCCUGCACAACCAGCCCAGCGGCAACCACAGAUUUGCCACCACUCCUUCCCAUAUGUACAGAUACUCAUCACUCAUCAACAGCUCCAGAGUCACCUUUCAACAGCCUCAUGCCAAGGAUAUCUCUAAAGUUCAGAGAGUUGUCACAACCGGCAAAACCUCUAUGAACACUGGCGAAAUGAGGAGAGAAGGUGGUGGCGUGAAAAAGUGCCAGAUGGAGGAGACUGGAAGUGACUGCUUUCAGCAUCAAACAAAGGAAUUAGCUGCAGAAGCAAAAACGCAACCAGAACCAAAUCAGCAAAGAAGCCAAGGGCAGCCCGGGAGCUCGGAAAGCACUGGAAAGCACCCAGACGACAGCGAGAACGAAGGGCAAAGCAGCAGCAGAAAGAUAAAGCCCCAAAACUACGACUGA
Molecule: messenger RNA, 1059 nt
Organism: Nerophis lumbriciformis (worm pipefish)
Lineage: Eukaryota; Metazoa; Chordata; Actinopteri; Syngnathiformes; Syngnathidae
Source: RefSeq, a predicted model, not a curated record